AUGACUACCCUCAAAUCUGGUGAUGCUUUCCCGGCCGAUGUGACCUUCAAGUACAUCCCAUGGACCGAGGAGAACGCCGAAGCCUCUUCGUGUGGCAUUCCGAUCGACUACAAUGCUUCCGAGGAGUGGGCUAACAAGAAGGUCGUCCUUUUCUCCGUUCCUGGCGCCUUCACCCCCACUUGCUCCGUCAACCACCUUCCCGGCUACCUCCAGAAUCUCCCCGAGCUGAAGAAGAAGGGUGUUGAUAUCGUUGCCGUCCUUGCUUUCAACGAUCCCUUCGUCAUGAGCGCAUGGGGAAAGGUUAAUGGAGCGCGCGAUAACAUCCUCUUCCUUUCCGACCCUGACUCCAAGUUCUCCAAGAGCAUUGGAUGGGCUGAUGCCGCCUCCGGCCGUACUGGCCGCUACGCUAUUGUCAUUGACCACGGCAAGAUCAGCUAUGCUCAGAUCGAGACCGAGCGUGGUGCUGUCAAGAAGUCUGGUGCUGAUGCCGUGCUCGCUUCGCUGUAA
Messenger RNA from Penicillium odoratum, 507 nucleotides. RefSeq names its product peroxiredoxin family protein. Gene Ontology annotation, cellular component: cytoplasm; mitochondrion; peroxisome. Lineage: Eukaryota; Fungi; Ascomycota; Eurotiomycetes; Eurotiales; Aspergillaceae. The record is from RefSeq and is a predicted model, not a curated record. The coding region runs from base 1 to 507 and encodes 168 amino acids. Gene Ontology annotation, molecular function: thioredoxin peroxidase activity. The transcript is spliced from 5 exons. Gene Ontology annotation, biological process: cellular response to oxidative stress; hydrogen peroxide catabolic process; cell redox homeostasis.